Molecule: messenger RNA, 4175 nt
Organism: Diorhabda sublineata
Lineage: Eukaryota; Metazoa; Arthropoda; Insecta; Coleoptera; Chrysomelidae
Exons: 4
Coding region: 338-3868 (1176 amino acids)
Biological process (GO): regulation of apoptotic process
Molecular function (GO): protein binding
Source: RefSeq, a predicted model, not a curated record
AUGACUUGGUGCUUUUAACAGUAUAAAUUAUAAUAAAAGUAAAUGUAAAUAAAUCUUAUAAGAUUAAUUUAUUUAAUGAUAUUCUUUGUUCGUUUGAUUAUUUACCAAAAAUUUCGUGAAAAUUUCUGUUUCUUCUUUUUUACAUUGACUAUUUUUUAAAAUUGUAGCUCAUUACCGUGUAUUACGAGGCCAAAAAUGUUUCUUGUGGCAAAUAGUGUAAUUGUAAAAUUUUUUUAAUCAAUCGGUUUUGAGAAAACCAGUUUAAAUUUUGUAUUCGAUCCUUGUGUAUGAUCUCUAGUCUAGAAUUUUUUAUCCAUAGGUAAAAAGUAAUCUAAGAAUGGGUGACCAACCAAUUUUUGCAAUACAUUUCUAUAAUAUAGAAGGUGAUACAGUAAAUGAGAGGAAGAAGAAUUUCUUCAAAUUAUUGUCCAAUACACAAUUUCCUAAUGAACAACAACUAGAAAGCGAAUUGACAAAUCUCAAACCAAUUACUUACCAACAAAAUCUAUUUUAUAUUGACACACUGAUACAUUUUAAAAGAACUAAAGAACUAUUAGAAAUCCUCAAACAAGGAAACGAAGUAUAUAUAAGUAAGAUUUUGAAACAAGGAUGGUUAGUUGGAUCGGCUUUUGACAAUAUGGAUAUUGUAAAGUUUGUAUAUGAAUUUUUACCUUGUUUAUCAUUCUCUAUGAGGAAAAAGUUACUAAACAAGAUUUCAAAAUGUUGGCCAGAGGAAAAGAUGGAUGUUUUGUUUGAUGCUGUUAAUAAAAAAUAUGGCUAUGCAGUAUCUACUGCUAUUCUACACAAAUGUUCUGUAUCCAAAAUAAAGUCUGAAUUAGAAGAAAACGAAAUUCUAUUUCGUCCAAAUCAAGUAUUGAACAUAUACAAGAAAAGUGAAGAGCUUUUUGAAUUCUAUUUGAUGCACUUUAAUAAAAUUACUCAUACAAUAUACGAAGAAGACAAAGUUAUUCAUAAAGUUGCUUGCAAGAAUCCAGAACUGCUCCUUUCACUUGAGAAAAAAGGUCAAAUAAAACUUUUUAAAAUCGGUAGAAGAACAAGCAAAAAUAUGGUAACAAUAGCAAAAGACGAUAUACCUAAAGAUAGUGAAAGAUAUUUGAAAUUUUUGAAUAAAUCCGUCUUAAUAAAAAAACUCGGCAACAAUUUUCUACCCAUAUACAAACAAUUGUUUCCUAGAAAUUUUUUACAACUAAAUGCAUAUUGUUCCAGCGUCAGAUUAUUACAGUAUUACCCAAAAAAUGCCAGAUGGAAUUUAUUCCAAAAAACCUGCAAUGAAAUAUUCCCCAACAAAUCCUUGUACGAUAUUGUAUUAAAAUUUCGUUCAUUACAAACUCUAAAUCCCCCGAAAGAAAUUACUUUAAAAUGGGCUGAGGCUCAUUAUGAUCAACAGGAACGAAACUUCACAGAAUUUUUGAAAUAUUACGAACCUUCCAAAGCGGUUCCCCUCAUCAAAGACAAAAUAAAUGUUUCAUCUAAUAUUACCGAGAGGAAAUCUUUACUGUGUUUACUCAUUUCUGUAUGCAAGGAAAAUAAUGAUUUAAACACCCUGGAAGAAGUUUUGAAGUACAUUUGUUUUAGGCACCGUAACGAAGACAGUUUCAUUAGAUGCGAUUUGUUAUCCAAGCUGUCGAAUGAUUUCGAUCUAGGCGACUUCAACGAAAACCAUUGGAAAUAUAUAGAUGAACAAAUCAAAAUUUUGAAAAUCACGAAGGAUUUCCACUUAUACAAUUUCAGAAAUUUAGUAGAGAAACAUUUAGAAUUUCUAUUUAAAACCGGCAAAAAUUACAAAAUUGUACUGAGCGAAUUCAUGAACGACAUAGUGGAUCAAAAAGAUUUCAAAUUAAUGGAUCUCGACGAUUUAUCUUUGGUUAAACGGAUUUACAUCGAAAUGGCAAAACUCAUUCCGGAAGUAUUCAAGGACUCGCCGACAUAUCGAUCAAUACAAACAAAAUUUCUAACCAUGUUUAUAAAAUUCAGCAUAAAGAAACCGGAUUACUGUCUAAACCUAAGAGAUUUCCCGGAAUUAAUAUCCCUUACACAAUCCAGUUUCGCUAAAAACGAAAACUUCGAUAGAGACGAUAAAGAUAUAAUAGAAAAAGUAAUCGAUUAUAACCUAAAAUUCCCUUCGACGGCCAUCCCUCACGGUGCCAAUAACAUCAUAACCAUAAUACAACAAGUGGUAAAAGAAGAAGAAUCCCUAUCGCGAUUCGAAUAUACUCUAACAUCGGUUUUAACCAAAAAAGAACGAGGCGUUUUCGGAAACGAAAUAUUCAACACUUAUUUUGAUAAACUCGUCGAAACGUACCCGAUACGUGGUAUAAUUAAAUGGUACAUGAGAAACGAACCGAGAACUUUAUCGCCCUAUAUCUCACAAAUCAUUAAAACCGCUUUGGACACAUCGGAAUUAUUAGAUUAUAAACUAAUCAAACAAUAUUCCCAUUUAGGGUUCGAUAGAAAAGUAAUUGAAAUAUUUAUGGAAAAAAUAACCGACGGAAGGGAUUUAUUCGAUCCGCUGUGCGUUUUAUUACCGACAGAAGAUUAUGUGAAUUUGAUUAACGAAAGGUAUUUACCCAAAAAAGAUAAAAUCGACGUUAACGAUAAAGAAAUGAAAGAACUAUUCAACAUACAGUGUAAAAUACUUAAAACAAUGACGAAGGUGACUGAACCUUAUAAAUUACUACCAGCAGUAAUGAAAUAUUGCAAGGGGGAUUUUCUGCAACCCGCCCUUCGUGCGCUGUACAGCGUUUUUUAUAGAUCACCCGAAAAAAUGUUGUAUUCCUACGCUCAACUGUUAUCCAAACAGGCGGUAUCCGCUAGAAAACACGCCAUAUUUCUAAGUUGCGCCGUAUUGGAUAAAGAACACACUUUAAAUAUGCUGGAAAAUACAAUUGAAAAUAACGUUUCCAGUCGCAAACACCAGUUUUCCGCUACGUUGAAAUACUUCUUGAAAAACCCUUCCGAAGAUUUACUCGAUAGAGUUAUAAACAGUUUUGAUAACAUCGAUAAAAACGAUAGGGAAACGUUGGAUAUGUUGAAGGACUUCGUUGUGCCCACAAAGUUUCGAUCCAAAUACAUCGAAUCCUGUUGGGAGUUCUUUAAAGGGUUAGAAGCUAAGGGGGUGAAGAAUAAGGAUUAUUUGGAAAGUUUGUUGAAGAAAAUGCACGAAGAGGAGCUACUCGAAUCUCUAUCGAGUGAAUUUUUAAUUGAUAAUAUUAAACGAGAGUUUCCCGUCGUUGAAAAUCGUUUAUCUAAUCUAGAUUCGUUUGUAAUGAGGGUGUUAAGAUAUAGAGUUUCGGGGAGAAAUGAAUAUUUCGGUGCAGUGUUUGAUUUGUUAUCGAAAUUACCGAAAAAAAUCGCGAAUAAUUUUUUCUCGGCGUUUUUCAAAGAAGCCGAUGAAACCGUCGAUGACGCUUUCCUUCAAAUUUUCCUUUCCUAUUGGGAAAAAACUUUUGAUAUAAUCGACUCGUUCGAUAAUACUGUAUGUUUGAAGUUAAUUAUAUCCAAGCGUCAAGGUUUGGAAGCUUGGGUUAGUUUUAUCGUUAAUUACUUGGAGCAACUUAUCGAUCAGUUCGGUUAUUUCGCUUACAAUCACUUUAAAGAACAAUUCGAUUUGGUUUUGUCGUCGUCGAUGAACGAAAUUGAAAAAUAUGCGGUUUAUUUGAAAAUUCUCCGAUGUAAACUCACCGCCACUAAUUGCGUAUUAGUUUUGGAAUUUAUUCGUCACAUCGACGAGGUCGAAGAAGAAGAAUUGUGGAAAAGUUAUAAAGAAAUCAGAAGUAUUUUGGAAAAAGUUGACAUUCCCAUUGUUCGUGUCAAUUACAGCAAUUUUAUUUCAGAUCAAGUCGUAUAGAAGGAAGAGUUUAUCUUCUUCGGCAGCUAUUUCUCUACCACGAGAUCUCCCUCAUCUAUUUUUUUAUAUAAUCGAGUUAAUUUUAGUUUACGGCUACCAAAAGCAGGUACGAUCCUUUUGAGGCCAACUAAUUUUAUUUUUGUUUUAAAUUAAAACUUUUUGUCUGGACAUUGAGAAUGAUUUAGUAUACAAUAAUAUCAUAAUAAUUAUCAACUCUGUACUGUAACUCAUUUUUAUAUUUUUUACAUGAAUUUGUAGUUUAUUUCCCGUGGAACAAUUUUUUCCAUUGAUAAAUUGUAGAAUGCAA